AACUAACCACAUCACGCUCAAUUGAUCUAUCUACCUCGUUGUCUAUAUACUUACAGCCAUCACCAUUACCAUCGCCAAGAAAAUCUACGACCAUACAACCACCCAUCGCAAACCGAGAACCAUGCACACCACACACGAAUACACGCCCCCACCCCUCCCCCCUCCCUUCCACCACCACCACCAAACCACGCCCGCAAACCCACCAACCCUCCUCACCCAAGGCGCUGAAGCCCACCUCUACAAAACCCACUACCUGAGCGCCGCCCACCCCGCGGCCCUAAAAAUCCGGCCCUCCAAACCCUACCGCCACCCGAUCCUCGACCGCCGACUGACCCGCCAACGCAUCCUCCAAGAAGCCCGCUGUCUGGCCAAGCUCGUGCGCGAGGGCGUCUCCGUGCCCGCGCUCUACGCCGUCGACUGGGAGGGUCAGACCGUCACCGAUGCCGACACGGGAGCCGAGCGCUACGGCGGCGCGUGGUUGUUGAUGGAGUGGGUGGAGGGCGACGUGGUGCGGGUCGUCGUCCGCGAGUGGGAGGGGUAUAUGUUGCGGCAUUUUGGCGAUGAUCGAGAUGUGGAUGGCCAUGUUGAGCGGAAGCGUGAGGAGGAUCGCAUGAAGGAUUUUUUACGGAGGAUUGGUGGUGCUGUGGGGAAGUUGCAUGCUGCGGGCGUUAUCCAUGGGGAUUUGACGACUAGUAAUUUGAUAUUGAGGGGGACAAAUCUGGGGGUUAAAAAGGAGGGAGAAGGGGAUGCUGUGGAUGAGGGCAGGGAUGGGCUUGGGCAUGUGGGGUUGGAGGGUGAGGUCGUGCUGAUUGAUUUCGGGCUGGCGGGGCAGAGCGUCCAGGAUGAAGAUCGUGCCGUCGAUCUUUAUGUGCUGGAGCGCGCGUUCGGCAGUACGCAUCCCCGCACUGAGGGGUUCUUCGCUGAGGUUCUCGAGGGCUAUCGCGCGAGUUAUCGCGGUUCUGUCUCGGUGUUGAAACGUCUCGAGGAGGUGAGGAUGCGCGGCCGCAAGAAGAGUAUGCUGGGGUAGAUGGGGUUCAUUCUAUGUGCAGCUAGCUAGUGAUGAUAGAAAUGGGAUAUGAC
This is a messenger RNA of Aspergillus homomorphus CBS 101889, 1080 nucleotides long. RefSeq names its product serine/threonine protein kinase BUD32 (gene bud32). Gene Ontology annotation, biological process: protein phosphorylation. The transcript has a single exon. NCBI's taxonomy places the organism in Eukaryota, Fungi, Ascomycota, Eurotiomycetes, Eurotiales, Aspergillaceae. The coding region runs from base 122 to 1027 and encodes 301 amino acids. The record is from RefSeq and is a predicted model, not a curated record. Gene Ontology annotation, molecular function: ATP binding; protein serine/threonine kinase activity. Gene Ontology annotation, cellular component: nucleus; cytosol; EKC/KEOPS complex.